Molecule: messenger RNA, 627 nt
Organism: Rhinolophus ferrumequinum (greater horseshoe bat)
Lineage: Eukaryota; Metazoa; Chordata; Mammalia; Chiroptera; Rhinolophidae
Product: porimin-like
Cellular component (GO): cytoplasmic vesicle
Source: RefSeq, a predicted model, not a curated record
AUGGGACUUGGCGCUCAAGGCAGCUUGGCCUUUUUCAUGGUGGAACUGCUGGUGCUAGUGCUGCUCAAGGCCACAGUGGAUCGUGGCCUUAAAGACUGGGGGAAUCUUCAAGCAGAAAUCCUUCCAGUUCUCAGAAGCCCCACUACUGAACCAACAAGGAAUACCCUACACAGGACUUUCAACUAUACCAAUGAGUCUUCCAAAAGCACUGUGAAGCCAUCUACAACUCCAGUUUCCUCAGUCUCAAAAAAUGGGGCAGUCACCACCCUGAAACCCAUAGCAACAUCUAAAAUGACAACAUCAUGGGUCUCAACAAAUGUGUCUUCUACCACCUUAAAGUCGACACCCAAAAUAACAACUGUUUCACAAAACACAUCCCAGAUGUCAACAUCCAUGAUGACCACAACCUACAAUAGUUUGGUGACAUCUGUUUCUUCAGCAGUAACAAUUACAGCAACGAUAAAUUCUAAAGAAAAUAAAGGAUCAAAAUUUGAUAUUAGCAGCUCUGUUGGUGGUAUCGUAUCAACACUGGGAAUUUUAUCUGUUCUUUACAUCAGAUACAAAAUGUGCUAUUCAAGAAGAGGCAUUUGGUCUAGAACCAGUGACGAACAUGAUGUCAUCAUUUAA